Messenger RNA from Paramuricea clavata, 6459 nucleotides. Lineage: Eukaryota; Metazoa; Cnidaria; Anthozoa; Malacalcyonacea; Plexauridae. The record is from the annotation of a GenBank genome assembly.
CUCCUCAGGGAUAUUUUUAUUCAUUACGAACUGAAGUUUAUGACAAUGGUAUCGACGUCUCAAUUGUUUGUCCUGGACCAGUCAAAUCAGCUAUCGUGGAGAAUUCAGUUUCUGAGAAAUUCGGCAAGGCAUGUAGAACUAUUUAGUAAAAAUUUUCAUUCCAAGGUCUAUCUGUAACGUUGGAAGUCAAGUUUUCAUGUUUAAGUGCCGCUCGAAUAACGGCGAAAUUAUAAUGAUGCAAUUUUGAAGCUUUGCAAACUUUUUGUUCUUUAGCUGUUGCAACGUUUCGAAGUUUUUCAACAGUGUUUAUUUGAGUGCGUCGCCCUAUAAAAUUCAUUUUGAUAAAUAUCUGUAUAUAAUAGGAAAUAGGAGAAGUUAUUAGGUUCGUUGCUCAGCGUCUCUGCUUUAGCAAGGGAAAUGUGAAUUGACAUGGGAGAGUAAGUUAAAUGGAGGGCAUUGAGCAAUUCCUUGGUAAUUAUUCAUCACUGGAGUAAAGCUUGUCAAGGAGAAUUUGGACCAGGUGGUUUGACAUUCUACUUUUCUAUGAAAUGUUCGAAUUGAUGGGGAUGCAACUACCUGAAAAAUACAAGUAGAACUUCGUCGUUCCUAGCGAGGGUUCUCCAUCGGGAAGCUGAUAGGCUUACUAACUUCCUGACGAAGGACUUCGCUCUCAAGGAAUUUCUCCUUGUAUUUUCAGGUAAUGACAUCACUACCAAUCCGACGCUUUCUUAUUAUUGGUACUUCCUACACUGGUACAGGCAGACGUUCAAGAUUAUUUUUCUUUAUAUAAUAGAGUGCGAAGCUUUCUUAUUAUUGGUACUACCUACACUGGUACAGACAGACGUUCAAGAUUAUUUUUCUUUAUAUAAUAGAGUGUGAAGCUUUCUUAUUAUUGGUACUACCUACACUGGUACAGACAGACGUUCAAGAUUAUUUUUCUUUAUAUAAUAGAGUGUGAAGUUCUCUUAUUAUUGGUACUACCUACACUGGUACAGACAGAUGUUCAAGAUUAUUUUUCUUUAUCCCCGAGCCGACGGCGCGAAGCGCCGUGCGAGGGUACUAAUUUCCCCCCGGCUAUUUACACCCGGGGAAACGAAAGCAUUAGCGGAGUCUAAAGUUCAUCAAAUAUCGCGGGCGUGGGUCACCAACGGUGUUGGGUUGGUGGUCAUCCUCACUGAUCUCAAAAAUACGGCGGACUGUCACGAAUAGCGAACACUGAUUGGUCCAAUUUAAAGUUUGCAUUAUAACGACCGCAUGACGACAGCGAAAUAGCAAACAUUUCUUGAGUUGAUUUGAUGAUUGAUAAAUUUCUUGCAAAUAUAUUUCAUUUUGCUCGCAUUUUUGCAAGAUUUUGUAAAUUUCAAAAGCUCUCUGAGAAAGGAGCUGCGAAAGAAUCGGCUAAAAGAAGGGAGCCGACGUUAACGAAGGUAAAUUUGUUUUAAUUUUUGAUUUUAUAAUGGAUUUAAAACCCGACUGCCUUUGCGUAUAUGAAACAACUAAACAAGACAGCAUAUAAUUUCAAUGUAUCUUUAAUAUUGAUUCCCUUUUUAUGAUAUUGAAUUUUUUUAAAUAAAUAAGAAAGCAAAGUUAUGUGCAAGCGAGAAUUUUAAAUAAUUUUAUUGCAAACACAAAGUUUAUCGAUAAAGCCAUUUUAAAAGGCACUUUAGUUUUAUAUUAAAGAACACUAAUGACUUUAAAACGCUUUGCGAAGCGUUUGUGGUUGAAUUUUACCUUAAAUCGAGGCUUAUAUUACGUAUAAUAACAUAUAUAUAUAUAUAUAUAUAUAUGUUUGCGAUGUUACUCUGAGUGCAUAUCCACACCGGGCGAGCUUGAAAAAUAUGCCCGGCCACGGUGGGAUCCCACCGUGGCCGGGCAUAUUUUUCAAGCUCGGCCGGUGUGGAUAUGCACUCAGAGUAACAUCGCAAACAUAUUAUUCACCUGAGUACACAAGACCAACACAGAAAAAAAACCAUAUAUAUACAUAUAUAUACAUAUAUAUACAUAUAUAUAUAUAUAUAUAUAUAUAUAUAUAUAUAUAUAUAUAUAUAUAUAUAUAUAUAUAUAUAUAUAUAUAUAUAUAUAUAUAUAUAUAUAUAUAUAUAUAUAGAUGUUGGGAAAUUAAUAAUUUUUUGAUUAAAAGUGAUGUUUAUAGGGGAUUUUUCAUUUGUAAGAACAUUCUUAAAAAAAUAUCGUGUUACCACGACAACUUAGAUACUUCAUGUUCGUAAAAUACAAUGGUUUUGUCAGCAAGGCGAGGGUUUCUGAAUGCAUGUAUUUUCUAGUACUAGUAUAAUAGAGUGCUAAUCUUUUUUAUUAUUGUCACUACCUACACUGGUACAGACAGACGUUCAAGAUUAUUUUUCUUUCAUGUUCGUAAAAUACAAUGGUUUUGUCAGCAAGGCGAGGGUUUCUGAAUGCAUGUAUUUUCUAGUACUAGUAUAAUAGAGUGCUAAUCUUUUUUAUUAUUGUCACUACCUACACUGGUACAGACAGACGUUCAAGAUUAUUUUUCUUUAUAUAAUAGAGUGCGAAGUUUUCUUAUUAUUACCACUACCUACACUGGUACAGACAGAUGUUUAAGAUUAUUUUUCUUUAUAUAAUAGAGUGUGAAGCUUUCUUAUUAUUGCCACUUCCUACACUGGUACAGACAGACGUUCAAGACUAUUUUUCUUUAUAUAAUAGAGUGCGAAGGAUACGCCAUAUGGUAAAGAAGAUAUGUCAAAGCGUAUGGAAACAGAUCAGUUUGCUAAAUAUAUGGCAAUUGCGAUGGUGAAUAAAUUAGAUGAAUGUUGGAUAUCACCUGAACCUGGAUUGUGGGUAGUAUAUGCUUCACAGUAUAUACCUAGCAUCUUCACUUGGUAAGAAUGAUCAUAUUUGUUCUAACUUAAUUAAAACUGAUUUCCAUUUGUUUUUCCAUUUCAUAUUAUAAUACUGUCUAAUUAUCUCAAAACCAAGACAUUAAAUCAUAUAGAAAGCUGGAUGAUGUCCUUUUGUUCACAUUUAAUAUAUAUGAAUGGAUUUAAAUUUUUCCGUCAGUAAUAUGCAGGUAGGAACAAUGUUUAAUUAGAAAGCGGCCUUUGUCAAUGUAUAUACACCAUAGAAUAUUGUUAAUGGCAGCUGUAUUACACUUUCGUUAUAUAAGGGAGAGGAGGGAGUGGUGUUUCAUUUGUUGGUGGGCGCUGCUCUGACACACUGUUUAGAAGGAUUGCAAUUUACAAACUUUUCAGUUAGUUUUAGGGAAACCGCUGUGUUGCAAAUGGAAAAGGCCGUAAGCAGUGGAGAGGGAGAGGGGAGAAGAAGCAACUGUCCUACAGAGAAAAUAUAAAUUACUAAUAUUAUCAUGUUAUUGUAAAUUAGUAUUAUUAAACCAAAUGGUGCUUAUACAUCUAACUGAUAUGGCUUUGAAUGCAUUCACAUUUCGGUACUUAUUUCAGCAUUAGGAAUUCGUGCCCGCGGGUGAAAAAAUCUUGCGUACGGCCCUGGCUGUGGUCGCAGCAAUUCUCCAGUAAAUACAAUAUUCACAAGUUUGUUAUGGGAGUCAUAACACUUUAUUUCCUUGUUAGGUUAUAUAAAAGAUAUGGUCUCCGACAUAUGAAGAAACUGCGCCAUAAUGAAGGUAAUGUUCCCGACAUAUCGUGGCAUGAAAAUGUAUCCUGAUGAUCAUCUACAUAACAUUUCAAAUACCGUAGACCUCCGAAUAUAAGUCCAUCCGAAUAAAGCCCCACCCAGGUGUAUAUAAGCCGGCCAUAUUCACUAACCCUCAGGCCAUUCCGAAUAAUAUUAUACCUCAAAUUCAAAUUGUCCAAUGAAAAAACAGCAUUUGUACCACGUGAUAGUGUGAUUUUUUACGGUAUUUCACUCAAAUUCAUAAUUUCGCAAUCCAGCGUGGGAUACUAUAAUAUCCCACGGCAGAUCUACCGUGGGAUAUUAUAGUAUCCCACGAUCACGCGCGACGCGUGGACACCACGCUCUGAAUUCUGAAACAAUAUAUAUGGCGUUCGCGAGCUGUUGCAUGUUUGUAUUAAUUUCGUACAGAACUACAGAAGAUUUUAAUAUUAAGUAAACCAAAUAUUUCAACACGUAUGUACUUUCAACGAUCCAAAGGAUACUUGCUCAAAUAUUUUAAGGAGAAAACGUCAAAAACUCAGGUAUAGAUAAGAAAUUAAAAAUUGUAUUCGCGUAGUUAUUAAUAAUAUUCUGCUGAAUAUUAUUAAUAACUACGCGAAUACAAUUUUAAAGUUUAUUCUGAACCUGAUAGACUCUUAGUGAAUUCUUUAACUUUCGGUUUAAUAUAUCAUUUAUAGACCCUCCGCUCGGGGGAUUUGGCGAUAUUUCCCGAAGUGAUGAUAUUUUCCGAGGGGCUUUGGGUCUAUAAAUGAUAAUAAUCCCCCCCCCCCGAAUAUAAGCCCCGCCGCGCACAAGCCCAUAUCAUGGGCGUAUUAUUGGACAACAACUCAGAGAAAAAUGACGAUUAGAGUAUUAUAAUAUGUUAAGCAACUUGCUUUAUUAUGUGCUAUAUACUUCAAUCAUGUUUAUAUUUCUUUUCGUUCAUAAAUAUUAUUACUAACAACAAACGUCGUCUCUAUAUAUUUAAUAUAUGGAGAUUUUUGGGCAUCUCGCUCGAUAGAACUAAGAAGUGAAUGACUUUUGCGGAGGAUAAGACUGACAGUUGCAAGAUAUAUAUAUAUAUAUAUAUAUAUAUAUAUAUAUAUAUAUAUAUAUAUAUAUAUAUAUAUAUAUAUAUAUAUAUAUAUAUAUAUAUAUAUAUGUAUAUAUAUAUAUAUAUAAAGUGCCGCAUUUGUCCUGUUUCCUUCAGGUUAUAGAAUCUGUUACAAAGCUUGCCCGGGAUGAACCCAUCUUGUGGGGAUUGACCGGAUGCGAGUAACUGGUGCAAACCGUUUUCAACUAUAAUAAAAUGGCAUAGAGUGCUCGAAUAGCACGGCAAGUACUAUUGUGUGUGUGUAUUCUUUCGUUUUAAGCGUCCAUGCAGGGUCACAAGGCCUGCAGCUAAACUAUAUGUGACAGUAGUUUAGUAACUCGCGAGUGGAAGGAAUACGAGGUAAUUGAGUUAAACAGUGAUAUGUCGUAAGUGAAACAAACACUUGACAAAAAAUACCAUGAUAUAUAUAUAUAUAUAUAUAUAUAUAUAUAUAUAUAUAUAUAUAUAUAUAUAUAUAUAUAUAUAUAUAUAUAUAUAUAUAUAUAUAUAUAUAUAUAUGGGUACUUAUAGUGUAGAAUAAUGAAAAAUUUCUUGUAAAUCAGGGGGCGGGGUGAUUUGUUUAGGAAAAAAUGAACAGUUUAAACUAAAGCAAAUUGUCUGAAAUUUUGUACAGUAAUUAAAACCCCAACAUAUUUUCCAUUCAUUAACUCAAAAUACGAUUAAAGCUUUUAAAUUUCAUCCGCAAGCCAUUUUUAGUUUCUUGGAAAAGACACCCCCCCCCAUAGUUUGCACAAUUUGAGUCCGAGUAUUUUUUUUCAUUAUUCUACAUUAUGGGUCCUCAACGAAUCUCUAUAUAACAAAAGCGUGAUACCCCGAGCUGUUUUGUGAAAUUGAGAGCAAGUCAAAUCUGUUCAGUUUUUUUAUACACCCUGUAUAGUUCCUCUGGAAUCGCAGAUGAAUCGAAAUCGCAGAGGUUCGAUUCCUGCCAGAGUGUCUAUACUGUAUGUCAGGUUGAAAUUUCGAAAUUUCUAUCCAUAAGAAUCCUUCUGUUAGUUCUUGGUUAACCAGAACGUUCAACCUGCAGGAAUUUUAACCAGAGUGUUUUUAAAUUGUAUUGCCUUUUAAAGUUCAGUAUCAUUCCAAUUUUAAUCAUUUCGAUACUUUUCUUUAUUUUAUAUAAAAACUUCGUUUGAACUUGUUUGAAAAAUAUUCUACAACGCCCUUGCAAUGGAAUAUGACAGAAUUGUGACUUAUUGAUCAGUCAUUCCAGAUUAUUUGUUCUUUUAUAGAGAAGAAAGAAAAUUAAAAUAUGGGAUGGAUAAAUAUGUUCCUCGUAAACAAUAUACUAUAUGUUACUGCAAAUAGUACAUAGUUACAUUAUCUUGUAAUUACAAAAUUAGUGAAUAAAUUAGAAGUGUUCAUUAUUAUAAAACAUUAAAUAUUAUAAAUAUAUUUUAAAUAGAAAAUAUGUUGAUAAGAAAAUAUGUCCAUAAUGUUGACGAAGAAACCAUGAACGACCGAUCACCAAGCGUUUCCUUGAUUUACCCCGAGGAUAUGAUAAUAAAAGGCCAUUGUUAGACGUACGUAAAUUAUAACGACCAGGCGUAGUAAUUGGGAUAAGUUCCUGCAUGGCUCAAUUCUCCCUGUUAUCAUCCCCCCGGGAUUUGCGAAUAUUUUAUUUCCAUAAUGUAAAUUCCGCACCCCCUGGAAAAUAAAGAAUGGCAAUUCCCUACACCGGCGACAACAUUCACAAAUCAUUAUUGCAUACAAACAUGUUAUAAAUCGAAAUUUUACAAAUG